This is a messenger RNA of Oryza sativa Japonica Group (Japanese rice), 993 nucleotides long. The record is from RefSeq and is a predicted model, not a curated record. NCBI's taxonomy places the organism in Eukaryota, Viridiplantae, Streptophyta, Magnoliopsida, Poales, Poaceae.
UUAUAUUUUGGGAUGGACGGUGGAGAGAAAAUCUGCCUGAUUGAUGAUCCAAUGGCAUCCGGGCCGUAAUAAACGCGUAAGAUCAGGGGCCUGGACUCGAUCGUCAGUGUGUGUGUGCUCGUAGUCGUAUUAAACCCCGACCACGUCGCGCCGCCGCCGGCAAGCCUAGCCACCACCCACAGAUCGGAGAGAGAAAGAGAGAGAGCUUGCUGCUCGACCUCGCCGCGCCGCCGCGAUGAUGCACAUGAGCUUCUACUGGGGCACGUCCGUCACCAUCCUCUUCGACGGCUGGCGCACGUCGGGGUGGCCGGGGUACCUCGCCUCCCUCCUCGCGCUCUUCCUCGCCGCCGCGCUCUACCAGCACCUCGAGGCCCGCCGCGUCCGCCUCAGGGCGGGUCGUCGUCACCGCGCCGGCGGCGGCGGCGGCGCCGCCUCCUCCGCCGCCGGUCCCGUCGUGCCCGCCGCGUCCGACGCGCGCGCCCUGCUGUCCGCCGCGGGGGGCCGCCUCGGCCUCGGCCUCGGCCUCGGCAGGCGGUGGAUGAAGGAGCCCCGGGCUGCUGCUUCCGCGGCGGCGGCGGCGCUGUUCGGCCUGAGCGCCGCGGUCGGGUACCUCCUGAUGCUGGCCGUCAUGUCGUUCAACGGCGGGGUGUUCCUGGCCGUCGUGGCGGGGCUCGCCGCCGGGCACCUGGCGUUCCGCGGCGGCGCGGACGAGGCCGACGGCGGCGUGGGGGACGACGAGCUCGAGAGCCCCUGCGCCUGCGCGUAGGGAUGGUUUUCAUGGUGCUACGUACGUGCCAUGGAGCUAGACAUGGACAUGGUACGGCUGACUCUUGCCCCUUUUAUAUCAGCUUCUUCUAGCUCUUGGUGUUGGCUUCCUGCAGCUAUCAAUCUGUGUAUCAGUGUGUGUAGCCUCUUCAAAUUAAACUUCGUGCCGUUUGUGCGUUGUAUACUUGAUGUAAAUUCAAAUCAUGUGUAUACUUGCAAUUUGACGAA